GCAACAGCUGACGAGCUCCGGAGCUGUGGAGCUUCAGUGGAGGAACAAAGAGAGGAGCACGGACACCUCCAGGGUCCAGGGAACGGUUCUUCAGUCUGACAUCACACCCGGUUACCGGACAGGAAGCGAGAUGAGGCACUCGGUGGCACCGGGAGAACAUGUGGAGAACAGCUGCUUCUCGGUGACAGGCUUGUUAAAGAUGUGCUCCCAUUGUGAGCCGCUCGGCAAGAAGGACUUGGGAGUGAGGAUCCCAAGACCCUUAGGAAACGGACCAAGCCGAUUUAUCCCUGAAAAAGAGAUCCUUCAAGUCAGUAAAGUGGACCCCAGAACACAAUCGAUAUUCGAGGAUGCGUUCGCAGCCCUCGGACGUCUGGAAAACAUUUCCCUGGUGAUGGGCUUCCACCCCCAGUACCUGGAGAGUUUCCUCCGGACGCAGCACUACCUGCUGCAGAUGGACGGACCCCUGUCUUUGCACUACCGACACUACAUCGGCAUCAUGGCGGCAGCUAGACACCAGUGCUCCUACUUGGUCAACCUGCAUGUGAACGACUUCCUCCAGGUCGGGGGGGAUCUGAAGUGGCUGAACGGCCUGGACCAGGCGCCGCAGAAGCUGCAGCAGCUCGGGGAAAUCAACAAAAUCCUGGCCCACAGACCCUGGCUGCUCACUAAGGAACACAUCGAGCGCCUCCUGAAAGCUGAGGAGCACAGCUGGUCCCUGGCCGAGCUCAUCCACGCCGUGGUCCUCCUCACACACUACCACUCCCUCGCCUCCUUCACGUUCGGCUGCGGCAUCAUGCCCGAGAUCCACUGCGACGGCGGACACACCUUCAGGCCCCCCUCCCUGAGCCAGUAUUGCCUGUGUGACAUCGCCAACGGCAACGGCCAUAUUUAUCACCAUGACGAUCGGCUCGGAAACCAGGAGGUGUGUGGCGAGGUGGAGGUGCUGAUGGAGCGCAUGAAGCAGCUGCAGGAGUGCGACGAGGAGGAGGCCAGCCAGGAGGAGAUGGCGACCCGCUUCGAGAGGGAGAAGACGGAGAGUAUGCUGGUGGUCACAGCGGAGGACGAGGAGUCUGUCCCCUCCAGGGAAAUCUCAAGACACUUUGAGGACCCCAGUUACGGCUACAAGGACUUCUCCAGGAGGGGGGAGCACGUGCCCACGUUCAGAGUGCAGGAUUACAGCUGGGAGGAUCACGGCUUCUCUCUGGUCAACCGACUGUAUCCUGAUGUGGGUCAGAUGCUGGACGAGAAGUUCCAGAUGGCCUACAACCUGACCUACAACACCAUGGCAACGCACAAGGAUGUGGACACCAGCAUGCUGCGUAGGGCCAUCUGGAACUACAUCCACUGCAUGUUUGGCAUCAGGUAUGAUGACUAUGAUUAUGGAGAGAUAAACCAGCUUCUGGACCGUAGCUUUAAGAUCUAUAUCAAGACCAUGGUGUGUAGUCCUGAGAAGACCACCAAACGAAUGUAUGAAAGUUUCUGGAGGCAGUUUCAGCACUCCGAGAAGGUCCAUGUUAAUAUGCUUCUUAUGGAAGCGCGAAUGCAAGCAGAACUGUUAUACGCUCUGAGAGCGAUCACCCGCUACAUGACAUGAAGUGCUUAUGGCAAUUUUAUCGUUGUCUUUUUACUGUCGUUGUUGUUGCUCAUAAUGGGACACGCCAAGAAAAAGGAAAAUCAAAGCGAGCAAGGGAGGGGGUUUAAAAAUCUGGAGGAGAGUCCUGGGUUGUCACGGUGCUUCUUGGAUGGAUGUUGAGAAGAGGAUCAGAACAAAUGGAAAGCAAGAAAAAGAAGAAAAAAAAACAACUGCUGAAGAAGAAAAGUCAUCUCAAACUCCAAGUGGAUUCACAAACACGUCUGUGUUGCCUGCAGUGCCAAAAGCGACCAAGAGAGGUCAGCCUGGGGCAAACUCCUGCUCAGCUGGGGGGUUUGUGCCGGGCCGGAGCACUGACACCGGAGGCAUCCAGGGAAGACAACGUUUCAGUAUCCCAGCACAGGGCAACACAUCGGUUGCCAACCUCUUCUCUCUCCUGUAGAAAAUCCCCAGAAUGCCGUGCAGCCACAGAGUCUGCACUUUGAACCUGUCGUCACUAUGAUGUUUGUUUAGUUUCUUGACGUAUCAUUUUUUAUUUUAUUUUGUAUUAGCAGAUGUGGAUGUUGUCGAUGUGGUUGCUGUUAGUGGAGAUGGAAGCGUUAACUUUGGGCUGUGUUUUGUUUUACGUGUGCCUGAACGAUCCAGCACAGUGUGCAUACGUGCUGAUGCUGCUGCUCCCAUGUUGUAUUCAGCGGGAUCAUAUUGAUCCCCAAUCACCCAACCACCCCCACCUCAUUAUGCCCCCUAUCCAUUCGAAAUCCACUGCAUUACCCCCUUCCUCACCCCCCCCCCAACCCAAAAUCUCAAAUGUCAAUUUAAGCUAAUCCAAGGAUUGUGUGAAACCUGGAGAGGUGUGGAGAGAAACUCAAAGAACACUGAGCCCUUUUUGAGUUUGACUUUACACGUGUGGAUGAGUUUCUGUGUUCAUGAUGACUGAGGUGUGAGUGUGUGUUUGUGCGCGUGUGUGUGUGUGUUUCACACACGACAGAAGAAAAAAAAGUACGUCUUUGAAUUUCAUGUGUCAAAAAGAAAAAAAAAUGUAAGCGAGGCACCUAGAAGGAAAGACUUCUUGCUUCUGCUGUAGCUCUGUUUUUGUGAGAUAACUGUUUUAUCAUUUGUUGAUGAUGAUGUUGUUUAUUUUUCUGGUAAGGGAGAAAAGAAAGAAAAAAAAAAAUCUUAAGAAAAAGUUAGAAACCAGGUUUUCCAGGAGGGAUUUGCUUCCGGUUGCCCUAACCACACCUUAUCUGUCUUCCGCUUAUCCCAGCUGCCUGGUCGCCCUAACACUUUUGAAGCUUUGGAUUGUGAAUUUUACCAGUAAAUAAAUACCUCUUCUGUUUUUUCACUAUAAGAAACAUAUGAGAAGUGCUCUUUGUUGAGCAGAGACUCUUUCCGGGCCGCCGGGUUCCCUUUGCUCGGGGAGCCGGCUCGCCCACACAGGGCCGGCUGCGGUCGAUCAGCUGCCGAGCGCAGGAGGUUGUAGCUGUGCUUAUUUCCCUGCUGGGGAAGUCUAACAAGUGCAAAAGCAGCUUAUUUUUUUUAUUUUGAAACGGAGGUGUAAAGCCUCUAAUGUUUUGUUUUUGUUUACUAAAACCAGUUAAGUACUGCAUUCUCCUGAGGUUGUGUUGAGAGAAUCAGACAGAUGAAUGAAUGAGUGAUAUCUGGAGGAGGAGGAGGAGGGUGGUGAUGAUGAAAAAAAGGAAUGGUACAUUUGGAAGUGGUUUGAGAGGAAGUGGAGUUUUUUUCAGACUUCUGACUGAUGUCAGUUACUGACACUUUUAUACGAAACUAUGAAAAAGAUGGAAAAAAAUAAAACUAUGAUAUCGAAUUGUUGUGUAUCAUUCGUAGUUUUCUCCUAAGUAAUUUCAUUGCUUUAUCAAAGAGAUUGUUUUUUCGAUGUGGAGAGGCCUACACGAUUCAGGAAUCAAAGAGUCACACAGCACAAUCACUGUCACCAUCGGCUCACUUCCACCACAUCAGUUGCACAAGUACGGGACAUUUGUUAACUUGUGGUAAUUACGAAGCAUAUUUCAGUGCUUUUAUGCAAAAGAUGACUAACUGAGACGUGAGUGUCGGCCUCACAUCCCUUAUUUCAACAAAGCAGACGUCAUUAGAAAGUAGGCUGAACUCAGGGGGAUGGUCCUGUUGGUCAUCAGAGCAGUCCAGGGACUUUUCAUGUGAGUUUUGUUUUACUGUAUAAGCUUGAGAGGUCAAAAUCUUCUUUUGUGUGCUCUUGACCAACAUUCAGAUGGAGUUGAGGGGGAUUUCUUUACCUCGCUUUUCCUGUCGCCCCUCACCGGGGAACAAAUCCUCGUGAGUCUGUUAAUCUGUCGGUAACUUCAGGGUGUCGCCCAUCGGGGCCACAUAGGCCUGAACGUCAAAACACGAUCACCAGCAGAAACUCGAUUAUCCCCGCUGACCAAACUGCCUUCUCAUAUCUAUCGGCUUUCCCCUAUGACGGAAACCAUGAAUAUACGUCAUAGGAAGCAUUUCUAGAGCAACCUUGAUAUCGGCCAACUGUCAAUUGUUCAUAUUGACCUGAGAAAUUCUGUGUAGAGAACAAUGUUUGUUAUUAGCUUAUGGCUAAUGAGCUGUUUUAAGGGGUUUUUGAAACAUCGACCUGUCUUGUGGUUGUUUGAAGGUCACUGUUGUGUGUGAUUUCGGGGAAACGGAUGUUUUGUCAUUUGCAUUAAGUGCCGUUCAUGAUUUGUUUUGUUGUAAUAACAAUGUGAUUUAAAAAUACUGUUCCUUAGGCUACUUGGUGUAACUUGUGAGCACUGCCUGGCCCCAUAUCUGUGUAACAAUAAAGGCUGAGAAGCAAAAAUUUUUUUCCCCA
This is a messenger RNA of Limanda limanda (common dab), 4424 nucleotides long. It is a transcript of the gene sesn1, whose product is annotated as sestrin 1. Gene Ontology annotation, molecular function: oxidoreductase activity, acting on peroxide as acceptor; L-leucine binding. Lineage: Eukaryota; Metazoa; Chordata; Actinopteri; Pleuronectiformes; Pleuronectidae. The coding region runs from base 131 to 1594 and encodes 487 amino acids. The record is from RefSeq and is a predicted model, not a curated record. Gene Ontology annotation, cellular component: nucleus. Gene Ontology annotation, biological process: positive regulation of macroautophagy; negative regulation of TORC1 signaling; cellular response to L-leucine. The transcript is spliced from 9 exons.